Messenger RNA from Syngnathus typhle (broad-nosed pipefish), 1584 nucleotides. RefSeq names its product ERGIC and golgi 2 (gene ergic2). The transcript has 13 exons. Lineage: Eukaryota; Metazoa; Chordata; Actinopteri; Syngnathiformes; Syngnathidae. Gene Ontology annotation, cellular component: COPII-coated ER to Golgi transport vesicle; endoplasmic reticulum; membrane. The record is from RefSeq and is a predicted model, not a curated record. Gene Ontology annotation, biological process: endoplasmic reticulum to Golgi vesicle-mediated transport; retrograde vesicle-mediated transport, Golgi to endoplasmic reticulum. Bases 176 to 1318 code for a protein of 380 amino acids.
UUCUUCCCUGUACUGUUUUUUUUUUUACGAUUCAGCUUAAAUGAAAGCAUGAAUGUUGUACUUAACCGGCCAGCUUAGCUUUCCUUAGCUAUCUAUUAAGCUGCCACGCCAGCACGUCAACUUGAAAUAAAAAUAAAAAGCACAACCAGCGACAUUCAUUCACACCCGUAGCAAGAUGAGGAGACUGAGCAAAAAGAAAGCUUUAACACUGGUCAGGGAGCUGGAUGCCUUCCCCAAAGUCCCCGAGAGCUACGUGGAGUCGUCAGCCAGCGGGGGUACAGUGUCUUUGAUUGCAUUUAGUGCCAUGGCUGUCCUCGCCUUCUUGGAGUUUUUUGUCUACAGGGACACAUGGAUGAAAUACGAGUACGAGGUAGACAAAGAUUUUAGCAGCAAACUGCGGAUAAACAUUGACAUCACAGUAGCCAUGAGAUGCCAGUACAUUGGUGCAGAUGUUCUUGAUCUGGCCGAGACCAUGGUUGCUUCUGAUGGCCUUAAAUAUGAACCGGUCAGCUUUGAGCUGGCGCCCCAGCAAAAGAUAUGGCACAUGACUCUUCUUCACAUCCAGGAGCGUCUGCGAGUGGAGCACUCCCUGCAAGACUUGAUUUUCAAGACUGCCAUGAAAGGAUCCCCUCCUGCUAAGUCCAAAAACAUGGAUAGCAGCCCAUCGCCGACAGCCUGCCGGAUUCACGGACAUCUGUACGUCAACAAGGUGGCUGGAAACUUCCACAUCACUGUUGGAAAGUCCAUUCCUCAUCCACGAGGCCACGCCCACCUUGCAGCUCUCAUCAGCCAUGACAGUUUCAACUUUUCCCACCGUAUCGAUCAUCUGUCUUUCGGAGAGGACAUCCCGGGCGUCAUCAGCACCCUGGACGGCACCGAGAAAGUCACGACCGAACCCAAUCACAUGUUCCAGUACUUCAUCACCAUCGUCCCCACUAAACUCAACACGUACAAGGUUGUGGCUGACACGCAUCAGUACUCUGUCACAGAGAGGGAACGAGCUAUCAACCACGCGGCGGGCAGCCACGGCAUCUCAGGGAUCUUCAUGAAGUACGACAUCAGCUCUCUGAUGGUGAAAGUGAGCGAGCAACACAUGCCGCUCUGGAAGUUUCUUGUGCGUCUGUGCGGCAUCAUCGGAGGCAUCUUCUCCACCACAGGCAUGCUGCACAGUGUGAUGGGCUUCUUUGUAGAUGUGGUCUGCUGUCGCUUCCAAAUGGGAAUCUACAAACCUCUCAAGGAGCAUCCUGUGCAAAUGCAACACGCAAAGGAGCAAGCGGUGCCCCCUGCUGACACGAACUUGACUCAGUCAAUGAGCUGACAUCAGAUGCCAACUUGAGUAUGGAAAGCCAUUUGACUUGAGCAUUUAUUGUUCCCAUUCAUAAUUCGGGCCCACUAGAAGGAUAUCAAAUGAAUGUGCAAAUCAUUCUUACAAACAAACAAACAAACAAACCACUCAAAUACAUUCUUAAUUACUUCAUGUACAUUAGAUCGCUUUAAAGACAAACAUUAAAUUUUGAGAGAAAAAAAUACCACACAAAAGAUGCCUAUGUGUAAAUGUUUAUUAAAUAAAAUCUCUCCACUCGA